AUGUCUCUCGUUAUUCCGGCAGGGGGUCUGGAGCUGGAGACGUCGGUCGACAAGAUGACCAGUCUCCCGCUCCAGGCUUUUGCCAUAACUUUAAGUGACGACAUGCUCGAGGAUCUGAUAGACAGCUUCCAAAAUGGCCAAGAGAUCGAGUUGUCCUUGGGGCAGUCACCGGCUUUCCUCUACGGCGGCAACACUCAACCUCUCAGUCGAGUUCCCGAGAAUUUCUCCUACGAUCUCUAUGUUACCGAUCCAAACUCGCCCGAUACAGCUAGCCUGGCACCCAAUCCGACGAUGCCACUAUUCAGGAAACCGCACCUCAACUAUGUCAAGAAGCCCAAGUACAUGCCAAAGGGCUUCGUUGACGAUGAUGAGACUCCGGAGCUGGGAGCUUUGGAGAUAAUCGAGAACCCGGAAAAGUCUCAGACGUCCUCACAGUCCAAGAGUUCUUCACUUCAGCCUCAGUCUGCGUUGAACAAGAAGUCUAAGCCGGCAACGACGGGGAAAAAGACGGUAGCUAGCAAUGCGAUAACCAUGUCAACACAAGCUCGCUCGCGUCCGACAAGUCCGGCAAUCAGUGCCGUUGGCUCCCCUCUUCCCGAAUCUUCGAUCGAAUCCUCGCAUCAGCAAAUCGUGAAGGAGGCCAAAGAGCUGCGUGCACCGCUCAUCCACGCUCUCGCUGUUCGGGAGAUGACAUAUGACGAACUCUGGGAGAAGUGGGGCAAGGGUCGUGACGAUGAUGAUUCCAGGCGGGAGUUCCGUAAUAUUCUGAACAAGGUCGCCGAACAGGUCAAGAACUCUAACAAGUACAUGAUGAAGAAGAACCACUGGAAGGAGCUGGAUGUCUGGAAUCACAAUUACGACUCUGAUUCGGACCGUCAAACCGCCAUAGACAAUGCUGUACGGCACUUUGACAAGAUGCGGAUUGGUGCCUCGGAGCCAGAGUGGCAGAAGCUUUUGCCGUUUGACGACCGUGGAAAGGGCAAGUGUCUGAGCAAGCUUCAGGCUUCGUUGGCCAGGGGCCCGAAAGGACUUACCGUUCACGUUCAGAAUGCAGACGAUACGAGCGGAGCUGGUUCCCCGGACACGGACAACCGCUCUAUCAGCGGGUCACAGCCCAUGUCCAGGUCGAGCUCACAAAACAAGCCCAAGAAGGCGGCUGAAAAGAAGCCAGCUGUGUCAGCUCCGAAAAAGCCGGCCGCCCCCAAGGUUUCUCCCUCCAAGCCCGCGGCCAAGCCCGCUGCCAAGACGGGAGCCAGAGGUCCGCUAUCAAAAGAAAUCAUCACCGAUUCUGACGAAUCCAGCGACGAGAUACCGCUUUCCCAGACAAAGAACACGGUCAAAAAACAAGCGACACCCGCGGUGAGGGCUCCCAAGCCUCCAGUGUCUGCACCAGUUUCAGGCCCUUCGUCGCUUCCCAAGAAACCCCCGCCACCUGCGGCACGCGAGCCAGUCAAGCCGCAGGUCACAGCAAAGCCGCAGAUGACAGCAAAACCGCCAGUCAAGAGACCGCGCGAGGAGGAGGACAGCAGUUCUAGCUCGGGCACGCCGCUAGCUAAGAAGUUCAAGGUGAAGGAGCCAGUGAGGGCACCAAAAGAGCCCAUCAGGGCACCGAAGGAACCAAUCAGGGCGCCCAAGGAAACUACUGUCAGGGCACCCAAGGAGGUCAUCCGUGCGCCCCGAGAGACAAAGUCGAUCAAGGAAACCAAGGCUGCACCUUUGCCUGUCAGCAAGCCCCGCCCGGCAGAUUUGAGCCAGAGCACGUCGAGGACCGGAAGCUCGAAUCUGUCGUCCAAUCGCUCAAAGAACACAUCACCGGCCAAGUCUUCGCCUCUUGCAUCGUCGCCUCCAACCAACGCGUCCGAUAUCGACCCGGCUGAGGAGGCCAUGAUUGCCAAUGCCAAUCGUAAACGCAAGGCUGACGCAUACUAUAAUGACUCGUCCUCGACCACGAGUAGCAGCAGCAGCAACGUGCAAACUUCAAGCAAGAAUUCGAUUAAGAAGCGCACACAUGACGAUGACGUGAGCGCAAGCAGACGAAGUACCAGUAGCAAGCUUACUCCGGAUGUUGUGGCUAAGGCACGCCGCUUCAAAGAGGCGUACUCGGAUUACGAGCGGCUGCAUUACGAGCUUUCGGGAAUGAACAACCCUGAGGAGAGCAAGCUUAAUGAGCUCAUGAACAUGCACCGCAGAUUGGAAAAGAUGAAAAAGGAGAUCUACUCAACCACAGGUGCUGCUUACAAUGGGGACCGUGAUCGUACUCAAAAGUCUGGAGAGCAGAAGCGGAGUAGCGCCGUGGCCAGCAGCCGCCGCGAGCGCGACGAGUACAGCGACUAUGGCCGGCAUUGA
Pyricularia pennisetigena is the source of this 2346-nucleotide messenger RNA. RefSeq lists its product as uncharacterized. Gene Ontology annotation, biological process: transcription elongation by RNA polymerase II. Lineage: Eukaryota; Fungi; Ascomycota; Sordariomycetes; Magnaporthales; Pyriculariaceae. The record is from RefSeq and is a predicted model, not a curated record. Gene Ontology annotation, cellular component: transcription elongation factor complex. The coding region runs from base 1 to 2346 and encodes 781 amino acids. The transcript is spliced from 3 exons.